Molecule: messenger RNA, 1015 nt
Organism: Elaeis guineensis (African oil palm)
Lineage: Eukaryota; Viridiplantae; Streptophyta; Magnoliopsida; Arecales; Arecaceae
Source: RefSeq, a predicted model, not a curated record
GCCUGAUUGCCUGUAAAGAUUCCAAGUGGCCCUGGCAAUCCGAGAUAAAUACCCACUCCCCCACUCUCCAAUACCAUCCCACCCUGCUCGCUUUCCGCUUCCACCACCUCCUGUCACUCGUUUCUCCGGCUUCAGCUAGCUAGCCUCCGUGUUGUUAAGCUUCUCUUCACCAACUUCCUCCUCUUAUCUUCAUUUGCCCUAGCAUUUAGUCUCCCAUGUCUACCGUCGAGGUGGAAUCAACUCCUGUUGUUGAGGUUCCGGCAGAAGCGCCGGCCGCCCCAGCAGAAGCCGAACCUGCGCCUGCACCGCCUGCUGAGCCAGUAGUAGCUGAGGCCGAGCCCGCCGCUCCCGCCGUCGAGGAGUCCAAGGAAGAAGCCCCAGCCGUAGCACCAGAGGAGGCCACCCCAGAAGCACCACCAGCGGAGCCCGAGGAGAAGCCUGUCGAAGAGCCUGCAGUCGAGGCAUCAACCGAGGCUGAACCAGUGGCUACGGAGCCAAAAGAAGAACCCAAGCCAGAGGCAGAACCGGAGGCCCCAGCCCCCGAGCCAGAGAAGCCUGCCGAACCGGUUGUCGAAGAGCCGACCAUGGAGGAGCCCAAGGCUGUUGAGGAGGCGGCGCCACCAGCUGUGGUGGAGGAGGCGAAGGCGGAGGAGACGGAGGAGAAGGCCGCAGUCUCGGAGUAAAUAAGAAUAGUGCUUGGGUCUAUGGCUUCUGUGUUGUGUUUGAUGAGAUGGAGUUUUAGUUUUAAGGUUUUAGAUAUAUCAUUAAGUUCUAAUAAUGAGGAUUAAUAUGAAAUAAUCUGGUAUGUGCUUUUAGAGCGCGGAGUGGGGGUUAUAAUCCUGUUUACGUGUGCACUUUACUCAGUGGACCUGAACCGGUAAUGUGCUUUGAGUGUGAUUUUAUCUGCUGCGUUUGUUACUCUAUUUUGUAGUACUUUGUUAAUCGUUUUUGGGAUGGGUGCCCUGUUUAGAUUGUGGGCUUUCUAUUAUAUAUAAUAAUUAAGAUUGUUUUAAGA